This is a messenger RNA of Penaeus vannamei (Pacific white shrimp), 669 nucleotides long. NCBI's taxonomy places the organism in Eukaryota, Metazoa, Arthropoda, Malacostraca, Decapoda, Penaeidae. The record is from RefSeq and is a predicted model, not a curated record.
AUGGGUUGUGGACUCAGCUCAGAGGCCGCCGCAGCCCUACCAGUGCCAGUCAGUAUCUUUCAAGACAACCAGUGCCAUUGUAAUAGCAUAAAUAACACAGUGACUAUAGAUAUAUCUAAGAGUAUAGUCUACAUCCAUGCUUAUGAAUCCUUAUGUCAUCGUGGUUUUCUUUACUUUAUCCUUCAGUCCAGUCCUGACGAAGCCCUUGAGCUAGCCAUGAAGCACGGGGACAUACAGGCGCUGGAAAAGGCUCUCGAAACCCAUGCGAAUGUAAACAAGAGAGUCAAAGACGAGCACGGUACUGAGUGUACCAUUCUGCACAUGGCUGCUCGAGUUGGCAACGGAGAGGCAAUAAAGAUGAUCCUCAAGGCUGGGGCUGAUAUCCGCGCUGUAGACAGUAAUGGACAGACAGCGCUGCACUGGGCCGCUCUGCAUGAUAAACCCGACGCUGUUGUUGAGUUAGUGCAGGGAGGACUUGCCGUGGACACGCCGGGGAGUAAUGGAGAGACGGCUCUGAAAAGUGCACUCCUAAACAAAGGAAGCAGCGCGCUGGCCAAACUCAUCGAGUUGGGAGCUUCGGUACAGGAUCCGGACAAGAAUGGACUGGAAGCUCCUUUGGUUACUGCCGCCAAGAAUGACAACGUGACAUCAGUGCUGCUGUUACUCAAG